This is a messenger RNA of Planococcus citri (citrus mealybug), 870 nucleotides long. RefSeq lists its product as uncharacterized. NCBI's taxonomy places the organism in Eukaryota, Metazoa, Arthropoda, Insecta, Hemiptera, Pseudococcidae. The transcript has 3 exons. The coding region runs from base 524 to 784 and encodes 86 amino acids. The record is from RefSeq and is a predicted model, not a curated record.
UUAAUAAAUAUAAAUUUUGGAGGCGUGAUGAGAGUUUGGGUAUUUUACCGUGUAAUUACUCAACAUUGUAAAUAGGUAGUAGUAAGUUUAGUAGGUGUCUGUAACGUUUAUUUUUGUUAUGUUGCCGAUACCGUUAUUUAAACUUUAAGUCUGUACGACUAUAGCUUUUUCUAUUAAGCUGUACUUAGAUUUUCUCAUUUUGUAUUUUAUUAUAUGUAUAUACUUCGUGCAAUAAAGAUGUACGUUUAUUUCGUCGAGUUAUAUUUAUUCUAGUCAAAUGGUAUUUUAACGUUUUUAAAUGGUUUUUAGAGUUUUAUCGAAAUACAGAGACUUUUACGUAAAACGCCUAACAUCAUUGAAAUUUGAAAUCGUCUAAUUUGCGCCUACAUUUCAUCAUACUACCAAUAAUGCAAAUGUCUAAAUGUCAAAUGUGAACUUUUUGAAGUGACUGUCGAAAAAUAUUCAUUUCAGCGCUCCAAUUUCCAUUCCCACCAUAUGUACCUAUUCUAUUUACUUUCUUAAAAUGUUGGCAAUGAAGAUGAGGAUUGAAGAAUUACGAGAAAAAACAAGGAAAAUCGAAGAAGAAAAUGAAAAAAAGAGAGCCGAAAUCCGAAGAAUGGAAGAAGAAAACCGAACCCGAAGGACGGAAGAAGAAACCCGAAGGAUGGAAGAAGAAACCCGAAGGACGGAAGAAAAAAUCCGAUUACUGGAAGAAGAAAUCAAGAAAAUAAAGGAGUCACAAAGAUCAUGGCUCGAUCGGUUGUUCGGGUGGAAGACCACUUGAAACCGUUAUUCGGUUUGUUUUUUCAUUAAAACAGUACAAUAAUUUCUCCUAUUGGUAAAUUUUCUAUUAAUAAAUUUUAAAAGCGA